This is a messenger RNA of Lodderomyces orthopsilosis Co 90-125, 1812 nucleotides long. RefSeq lists its product as uncharacterized. Gene Ontology annotation, molecular function: serine-type endopeptidase activity. Bases 1 to 1812 code for a protein of 603 amino acids. Lineage: Eukaryota; Fungi; Ascomycota; Pichiomycetes; Serinales; Debaryomycetaceae. Gene Ontology annotation, cellular component: peroxisome. The transcript has a single exon. Gene Ontology annotation, biological process: regulation of fatty acid beta-oxidation; protein processing. The record is from RefSeq and is a predicted model, not a curated record.
AUGAAGUACACCCCAAUAGCGCUCCAGUAUGUGUUGAAUGACUCAAUACAUGCAUCAUCUGGAGUAUACAUCACCCAACAACUCUCCACACAACCAUUCAUUUUAACCGUCAACCACGUUCCUCGUAUUGGCGAGUAUUUGAUUUACGCAAAUUUUGGUGACAAUUCAUCCCCAUCUCAAAUCAGUUGGCAUCGUGUUUCUGUUUUGGAAGAAGUCGCUAUCAAUGCCUCUGAUUUUGAGUUUUUUGAUAGUCAUCAAUUCAAUUUAUACCCUCGUGAUCAGUAUGGGAAAGCAUUAUCGAUAUUGAAGCUAUCCCCACCACCAACAGUAACAGCAGCGGCAACAGCAACCGGCUCAGUUGCGAGGAAGUCAACUACUGCUAUAGGAGAUCAAGUGACUAUUGUAUCAAGUCCUUUUAAUUUUACCAAUUCGUUAAUAUUUCAUCAGUUUACUACUACGGCUCGAAUAGUUUACAAAGUAUAUGCACACGAGCAUGAUGCAGAUGAUGUAAAUGCAGCCGGUGAUUAUUGGCUAAGUGAUGCCGCAUAUAUGGAAAAUAUGGCUGGAGGCGCCGUCAUUGAAAAGCCACUGAAUGCUGAUAUCACCAACGGCUCAGAAAACAAACUUGUGGGAUUAGUGUUGGGAAACCUACGCAAGAUCAAUGGUGAUGGGAACUUAAUGGUGAUAAUUCCAAUGAAAAAGAUAAUUCAAAUAUCACCUACGUUGAUCCCACCACCAUCAACACCGCAAUCCAACUCAUUGAUCAAAUCAUCAUCUUCAAUCCUAUACAAAACACUUUCAUCAACCACCUUAUCAAAAUUAUUUAACUUGCCUUCAAUUUCAACAAAGAUAACAACACUAAGAACAACUCCCGGUGACGCCAAAUCCGUCUUGCCGCUAAUUAUCAAUGCUUCAAAUCAUCGUACAUGGGGGUCAUGUAUUUUUUACAAAGAUCAAUUACUCAUCACUAAUAGUCAUGUCAUUGCCCCAUUUUUCCAAAAAGCACAUCAAUCAACUGGAUCGAUAAAUUCCAUAUCCAACCGCCGUAAACUCUACUUUGAUUCCACCACUUCCGAUAAUGCAACUAUCUUAAUCACCAAUCACGGUGAUUCAAUUCAAGUUACGUCACCACUUGAUAAAAAAAUAAUUGUCCCACAUCCAGAUUUGGAUCUCGCUUUUAUACAAAUUGAUCAUAGAGCAUCUACGUUGUUGCUUGAGAAUGGGUAUCGACCAAUUGCGCCAUGUCAGCAUGAUUCCAUAGCUGAGGGGGAUUCAGUAUAUACUCAAUCUUAUGGAUUAUUCUUUGAUCCAUUGUAUUUACAACCAUUGAAAUCUCAUGGGAUCAUCAAUUGCAUUUAUCGAAAUGAUAAUGGUGGAGCUGGAGCUGGAGCUGGAGCUGGAUUGAUCAUUGCUUCUGCUUCUUGUUUCAAUGGAAGUUCAGGUGGUGGUUUAUUUACAAGUGCUAAUGAUCAAUUAGUGGGGAUGAUUUGUUCAAAUGCUAAAGUCUAUAAACCACUCUCCAAAGAUGAUCACCAACAACAGAAACACUCUAGUGGGAAAGAUACUGAGAAAUUGACGACAUUUACCUUUGUUUUGCCUGUUGGAAUAAUUGAUUACUGUUAUCAACAAAUGUAUCAAAAUAAACUAAAACCUAAAAUCAAAAUAAUUAAUGAAGAUGCUGAUGUUGAUGAUAGGGGUCUUGUUAAUAUUGAUUCAAAGAUUCUUGACUUAUGGAAAUUGAAACCAUUCCACAAAGAUAUCUAUAUCGAUCCAAAACCAGUGCCAACACUAACGUCAAAGGCAAAAUUAUAG